AUGAGUUACAAUCAAACCGUACACAGCGCUACAUCAAUAUUGAAGAUGAAUUCCGCACUGCAAAUUAGCUGCCUUCUCCUCGUUCUUGGCUGCCUUUUGGGCUCAGGACACGCUCAAAGUGAAGCCGAGUUCGCGGCCAAGUCCCGAGAAAUAAUCCAGAUUUUCGGCAAUCCCGCCGUCGAUAAAUACACGAAGGUCCGCAAUUUGCCCGCGCUGGUUGCCUUUUACGAGAAAUACUCCAGCCGCCUACGACUGACAGCUCAGGAGAAGAAGGGUAUCGAUAAUGCUAUAAGGCAGUAUCGGGCACAACAAAACCAGAAAGUUGACGGAGUAUCUGCACAGGGAGGACCGCUGUCUUACAUCUUAGGGAAAAUUAUUAAAGUCAUUAUAAAGGUCGUUGAAAAAGAUCACAAGGAUAAGCUGUAAACUUAAAAUUCGUUCACCAAUUGUCAAGAUGUUUUAAUUGUAAACCUAUCUGCUUGAGUAAUAGUCUACUUUUCAACAAAUGAAUA
Molecule: messenger RNA, 512 nt
Organism: Drosophila santomea
Lineage: Eukaryota; Metazoa; Arthropoda; Insecta; Diptera; Drosophilidae
Product: protein Turandot E-like
Exons: 2
Coding region: 1-426 (141 amino acids)
Biological process (GO): immune system process
Source: RefSeq, a predicted model, not a curated record